CUGCGGCUGCUGCGAUCAGUUGUGAGUCGUAGUCAGAGGCGAGCGGACGUAACUGCCACUGGAGGAAGAAGAAUCUGUGGAAGAAGCAAACGAAAACAAAGUAGAAGAAAGAAGCAGAACAAGAAGAAGAAAAAGAAGUAGAAGCAGAAGAUGUCGAGCUUAAAGCAUUCGCUUUUGCUUCUCUUUGUCUGCCUUGUGGCAAUGUCUGCCAUUGCCGGCGCUGCCGGCUCUGGCAAGGGACGCAAGAAGGGCGUGGCUUGCCCGCCCACCAAAUUGAAGCGCCAGUGGGGCGGGAAGCCGGCGCGUGGCAUCAAUUAUCAGCUGCGGCCGAUACGUUAUGUGAUUAUCCAUCACACGGUGACGGCCGAGUGCUCCAGCUUCAUUGAGUGCGCCGACAUAUUACAGGGUAUGCAGGGGUAUCACCAGACAGAGCUGAACUACUUCGACAUUGGCUACAACUUUCUUAUAGGGAAUGAUGGACUGGUCUACGAGGGCACCGGCUGGGGCGUAAGAGGCGCGCAUACCUAUGGCUACAAUGGGAAUGGAACGGGCAUUGCUUUCAUCGGCAACUUCGUGGAUAAGUUGCCAUCGGAAGCCGCUUUGAAUGCCUGCCGCAAGCUGUUGGAAUGCGGCGUUAAGUUGGGCGAGCUGAGGGAGGAUUAUGACUUGAUUGGAGCAUCCCAGGUGAUAACUACUCUGAGUCCAGGUCUGACACUCUACAAUGAAAUACAGGAAUGGCCCCAUUGGCUGUCAAAUCCAUAGGGAGAGAGAGAGAGACAGAUAUAGAGAGAGAAAGAGAAUCAAUUUUAUUUUUACUAUUUUUUUGUUGUUUUGCAUCGACUUGUGUUUUGCACACAGCUACGUUGCUAAUAUGAUAAGCAAUAAAACGAAAACA
This is a messenger RNA of Drosophila hydei, 895 nucleotides long. RefSeq names its product peptidoglycan-recognition protein SA (gene PGRP-SA). The record is from RefSeq and is a predicted model, not a curated record. The coding region runs from base 151 to 762 and encodes 203 amino acids. Gene Ontology annotation, molecular function: peptidoglycan binding; zinc ion binding; N-acetylmuramoyl-L-alanine amidase activity. Lineage: Eukaryota; Metazoa; Arthropoda; Insecta; Diptera; Drosophilidae. Gene Ontology annotation, biological process: peptidoglycan catabolic process; innate immune response. The transcript has 3 exons.